GUAAAAAAUAGUUGAUUUUAUGAAGCUAGCGACACGAAGAUGGGGAUUUUGGUGUCAAUUUAUCUUUGAUACCAGUAUUUAUUCAAACUAAUAAGAUGUUGAUCCUUACAGUUGAAGAUACAUUGUCAGAAUGUUAAUAAUUUGAGUAGUUUAAAAGAUUCUAAGGAAAGGUAGGUAACAGUUUCAGGACAGUUUUUGCUGUGUUAGCUAGCUAGAUAGGGAGAUAACAUGUUCCUUGAUUAAAUUGUUGUACACUGGCUACAUUGUUUCAUUACACUGUAACAAUGGAAUGGAAAAUGAUAAGGUAGCUGGUAAAUGUACCUGUGCUAUCGCACUUUUACAUAUGGCUGACAGGCAGACUUACUGUCAUACCACGCUGUCUGAAAGGUAUUUUUCUGUGAUUCAUAGCUACUGUAUAUAUUGUUUGUUGUUUUUCCUCGGACCAGAAUCAUGUUCGUGGCGGUGGAGAUGGUUGACACUGUCAGAAUCCCCCCAUGGAAUUUCCAGCGGCAGUUCAAUGAGGCCAUAGCCGAAGAACUCAACAAGAAAUUGGCCAAUAAGGUGAGAGGAUGCAGUACCAAAGAUACUGUAACCAACUCCCCUAUUCAUCUGUGGUAGUACAGGGGUUCUGUAUAUUGUCAGCUGAGUUCAUAUUUUAAUGUUUGCUUGGCUUAGCCUAACAUAAUUGUGACAUUGUAGUCUUGUUAACUUAUCUGUGCUUUAUUUAUGUUUGGCUGUUUUUACUUGCAUCUCCACAGGUGGUUUACCAGGUUGGCCUCUGUAUCUGUUUGUAUGACAUCACAAAAUUGGAGGAUUCCUACAUAUUCCCAGGUGAUGGAGCUUCCCACACCAAAGGUAAGGAAAUUACAAUUUGCGACAGAUUUUCAUGCGAAUAUUCGAAAAUCGCCAUAAAAAUAUUAUGCACAUCUUCCCACCAGAGGUGGGUUUCCAUCAAACUGACUUGUUGCAGAUAAAAAUUUGUGUGAUGACAUAGUGCACAUAAAAAGCACUUUUGUGCUUACAUUUCCAUGUACCGAAUAAAAAAUGGAAGUUCAAUGUUUCCAUUGCAUUUUCAACUCGACCGAUGGUUUUGUCACAAACUGUUACAAUAAAUAGAACACUUGCCCAAUCUAGUUUUGGCGCAUGCUAUAUAGACAACAGUUCGCUGAUAAAGUUGACAGAGUAGGUUAUAUGAUGAGAUAUGGAUAAGCGCAAGAUACUUUUUAUUUGAUAAAGCCAAACACUGAUCAUGUCACUAGCAGUCAAAUAAUACCACCCUCGAUAUUUAUUGGAAAUUUGCAAGCUUACUGUGCACUUAAAGGCCCAAUACAGCCAUUUGUAUCUUAAUAUCAAAUCAUUUCACCAGGCAGGCCAAAACUCCAUCCCACCAAAACAGGCUGAAAUUUCAGGCGUUUUUUUCUAACAGCGCUUACACUAAAAGGGCAUUAUCAUUAUUUUCACAAUUUCACAGAAUAUUCCAACCUCAUAGUGUGGAAAUUUAUAUACAAAAUUAUCCACAGUUGUCUAAUGUAUUUUGUGUUGACAUUUUGCCCUCAUGUGUUGUUUCAAUCAGGCCUGUUGUGAGUUUAUUUAUUUUAUGCGUAAUUCAUCCACAUGAAAUGGUUGGAUGGAAACCUGUUUAAUGUCGCUGAUAGGCCUACAUGUUUCAUAUGAAUAUAGAUGGUAACAAGUGAAUACAUUAGUGGGCUCAAUCCUAAAACAACCCUUGACCCUUACCUAAGGUAGAAAAAAUACAGGUUAAGACAACGUAAUAAUUUCAUGCGGAGUGUUCGAAAAUAAAGACAUUCAUUGGACCAGCGCCGUUGCUGAUUCUACAUAAUUAGCAUUGAAAACGUGACCACCGGUCGGGAACUCAAGUAAUAAAGUGGUUGUAGAUAAUUUGAAAAACAUUUUAAAUUGAUAUAGUGACAGUAAAACGGGUAUGCUAUGUGUUUGUUGAGUAGUUAGCUGGCAUUCACAACCAUUCUGUUUAUUUUCCACAUUGAUGACGAACUUUCUUUACUGCUAACAUUCACUUUGUCAUUUUCGCUCCGGUGCUGGUCCAAUCAAUUUGUUUAUUUUCGAAUGCUUCUGCAUGUAAUUAUGUUGUUUUAACCAUUGUUAUCUUCAACCUAGCCUUAGGCACUUCGUGCAGAUCUGGAAGAAUUGAAAUAUGCAAAGUUAUUAUAGGACGCCGAUUGGGUCUUUGCUUGUCAAAGAAGAUACACUUCAGAUAACUAUUUGACGCAUCAAAUAAGCUUGUUGACCAAUCAGGACCUGAAUAUGACUGCACGUCACAUAAUAAUUUAACACGUUCAUAAACAAAUGUACUGUACUUAGUUAUUACACAUUGAUUACACUAUCACUCGUAUUUCAUAUGUCACAGCGAUUAUUUACCUGCUAUGAUUCUGGUGAAGUUUUUGUCUCGCGCACCUGCCGCAGCCACACAAGGCAGACACACACUUCCCCAAGCUCUGAGACAUUCCUGGUCAGAAGAAAAGCUAGGUAGCUGAUGGAUGCAAACAAUGUUCUCCCAAAAACAUAGCAAAACAACAUCAUUAGUUUCCGUAGCUAUAGUUAGCAAGCUAACUAUCUAGCUAGGGGUCAUCAUCUAAAAUACCCCUAAUGUAUGUAAUGCUGGCUGGCUGGCUGGCAGGCAGAAGCAGCAGGAUCACCAUCCUUUCUCCCCUGCCUCUGGGAUGGUUGCAUGUCGGGGAGAAUGUUGGACUACCUAGCUAACAUUUAUGAUCCUGCUCGUUUGAUCCUGAUCUUAUUUCAAAUGCUCACACUGACGUUUUCCCAUUCAGUCGAACAAAUAAUGGCUUAUUACCAAAGCGGUAUUGUAAACACAUUGUGGCCGGUGUGUGUGCGCUUGUUUUCAGACUUUGUUAGUUUUUUACAGCUUUGACGGUGCUACUGACUGUAGUGGUGGCGCUUGGCUUGCGCAUGCAAAUUUAGUACACAACAACAUUCUAUAAUAGAAUAGUGUCAUUUGGCGUGUAUCUUUUUUGACACGCAAAGACCCAAAUGGCGUUCUAUAAAGACCCAUAUUGCACCUUAUUCCUAUCCAAUCCUAUCAGAUCUACACAAGUGCCUGGAGGGCAGGGCCUAAGGGUUGUUUCUGGGCAGGGACUUUCUCUUAGGACUGUGUCCAUUUUGGUGUGACCCUAUCUUUUCCCUACUCUGUUUGUUAGUACACUUCAGGUAUGUUGUGUUCCACCCUUUCUUGGAUGAGAUUCUUGUUGGAAAGAUCAAGUACUGCAGUCAAGAAGGAGUACAUGGUGAGAGAAACUCCUAAUCUUUUCCCUCGCCUUCCCGUUUUCUCACUACCCAUCUGAAUGUUAAGUCCUAAUAGACUAUAUGACUCAGUGCAACAGCACUGUCCAUAACGCAUAGACCUAUGUCUAUUCUGGAUUAAUAGGCCUCAUCAUGUGAAAAUAGGAACACUUGAAAAUGCUGUGAUUUGCUGAUACACUCAUUUGGGUCAGCUGCUUUUUAUACACCGCCGUCACAGCCCCAGAGGAGUCAGUACACACUGCAGUGGGAUUCCUACCGACCCUGUCUCUCUCUCAAUGUAUAAAGUGGAUCAACAGGGAGAAUGUCUCAGUAUGAAGUAUAACAUUGAUGUGGCAGUCUGUCCGUAUAGAUUUGUUCACACUACCAUGUUUUGUUUCACAGUCAGCCUAGGAUUCUUUGAUGACAUCGUCAUUCCCCCAGAGUCCCUACAGCAGCCUGCAAAAUUGUAUCCUGCUCAGUGAUGUGUGUUUGUGUAUUUCCUACCAAUGUGUACAUUUUACAAUUUGUUGCUUGAAAGCUGAGUUGCAGUAGAUGUCUCAGGAAUACGAUAGUGUAAAUGUUAAUUAACCUCAUGUUGAUAGCUAUCCGAUAGACAUUUUAGUUUACCUGUAUAAGCGACUUAAAAUAAAUCCAUCUAGCAUGCGCUCCUUGACUGCUGCCCCAGCGAUGAAGCAGAGCAGGUGUGGGUGUGGGAGUAUGAGACAGACGAAGGGGCCCAUGACCUCUACAUGGACCAAGGUGAGGAGAUCCGCUUCCGGGUCACAGAUGAAGUCUUCCUGGACACGUCGCCUACGGGCCCUUCUGCCGCAGCAACUGACACCCCUGCAGCCCCAGGAGCAGAGGACGGUGGCCAGAAGAAAGAGGCCCCUUACACACUGCUAGUAAGAAAGCGCUCACUGAUAUAACAGACUUAUUUCACACUACAAAAUAUUUAAUUACUAUUGUUGUGAAUUGAAUAAUUUCAAGUAUCCAUAUACAGUAUAUGUAACUGAGUUAAAUGGUACUGGUAAGCUCAUUCAAAACGUCCAGUGAGCAGGUAUGGAAUGUUUGCUCAGGAGUAUAAUUAAUUGGCUGAUCCCUCCUGAUGACCUGGAAGGAAUUAUGUGAUCUUAGGUAGCUGAUGGAUGCAAAAAAAUGUUCUCCCCCAGUCCCACCCAGUUGACUACUUAAAAAUGGUGAAAGUCCUCAAGGGCGCUGCCCAUGCUAAAACAGGCUUUGGGGCACUGUAGCUGUCUAUCUAGGUCUAUGGCGAUGGUGCUGCCGAAUUGGUACCUUUUGGGUAGUGCAACUGGUUAGUACUUUGUCAAGCAGGGCGGUCACUUGUGCUUGCGAAGCAAAGGACCACUCGUUCGAGGAGGCAAAACUGUUAGCAGCACAGUGACGUCCGUCACAUAGGUGUACUUUUGGUUUUACAUCAUACAUCCUUAUUACAAAUUACUAUUUUAAGGUAUUUUUCAAUACUAUAAGUCUGUUUUCUCUAAUAAUGGCCAUAAUUCAUUCCACCCCUCCCCCCCCUGCCUUUCUUGUGUUCCAGGGUACCAUUAGCGAGCCAGGCUUGGGCCUCCUGUCCUGGUGGAACAGCUAACGAAAGGGAGAGACCAUUACAGUAGAGAAAACAGGGGAGACAGCUGUCAAGUAUUCAUCCCAGCUGCUGGACAUACACCUUCUUUUUGGACUCUUCUCAGAGUCCCUCCUCCCAGGUUGUGACUUUAACACUGGAGAAACAUGCCUCUGUGAAGUGUCCACGAGGCUCAUAGACACAAAACUGUGGGCUCAAGUGGAGGAGCAAGGAUUCCCAUAAUAGGAACGUCCCUAUCUGCCUUCAUAAUGGCAUACCCAAGGACAAGGGACCAGUAGCAAGGAUUACUAAUAGAGCACACAGACUGGGGACAUGGAGAACUGUCUCACUUGCAAAAGUGUAGCUCCACUUCCCCCUGUGUAUUGUAAAUACUACCACCAUAACUGUUAACGUACCAGCAUUUACACCCGGUGCACAUGACAGUAAGAAAGACUGAGUAAAGGGCCCCAAUUGGCCUCUUUAGUGUCACCAUGUAAGUCUGAGUGAGUGUGCCUAAAUAUACAAGUGUGUGUUGUCUUUGUGACCAGUAUAGUGUUUCAUCAGUGAUAAUUUUUGUUUGCAUGAUUUUGAGUUGGGUUUAUUUAAGCAGUAAGGCCCAAUGGGAUGUGGUAAAUGGCCAAUAUACCACAGCUAAGGGAUGUUCUUAGGCAAGAGUACCUGGAUACAGCCCUUAG
Coregonus sp. 'balchen' is the source of this 5550-nucleotide messenger RNA. Lineage: Eukaryota; Metazoa; Chordata; Actinopteri; Salmoniformes; Salmonidae. The record is from the annotation of a GenBank genome assembly.